AGCUGGCUCAAAGUCUAGAAGCCGAGAAGACGCCGCCAUGGGCGGAACUCAGGCCCGCGAGGAGGAACUUCAGGAUGAUGUUUUUCCCUGGUUUCAUUUGAUCCAGUGGAGUGCAGAAGAUGCAAGCAACAACCGCAUUUUUCACUAUGACUUGGCCGGUGCACAAGAGGCAGCACGUGCAUUGACCAGAGACACCGACAGCUUUCUCCGACUUUGUCCAAGCAGUUUGCCGCCCAAUUCAGGCUUCACCAUGGAUGACAGCACCAACUUCGCUGAGUGGGCGGGUGCUUUGCUCGAAUGGAACUCAGAGCUCCGGAGGGUCCGGUUUGAGCUGGUACCACGAAGGCGUUGGCCUUUUCCAUAUUUUGUUUCUCAACUUAGGGGACCCACCUCCACCAAAUGGAACCCCGGCAAAACGUGGAAAACAAGGAGGAGAGAGACAGAAGCACCCUGAGGUUGACCGAAAACGGCUUUUGGAGCCGAUAUUUCGCAGCCUUGCGCCGGGAAAUUCAGCAGCUGAUCUUUCACGAUGAGGACACCGAAGAGGGACAACACCCCCUGGCAAAUGGAGAUGGGUCUGAGUCUGGUGGUUGAGCCACUACAGGAGGCGCAGGCGGGAGUUGGCUGGAAGAUUGCUGUCUCGGUGUUGAGGCUAGAUUGAAGGUGGGCGUCUCCUUUUUGCCAUACUUACAGCGCCGGAUUGCUUGACAUGCAGCGCCGAGAAGGUUGCCCUGGGGAUACAGUACAUCUAUGUGGCCACAUUUCCCAGCUGCUCCAGCAAGAGAAGCCUUUAUUUGGCUUGAGCCGUCACAAUGUCAAACGCCAGCUGAAGGGCGACGGAAGCACUUGUCAGGCCUGGAGAUGGACCGUGAAGCUUCUGAUGCUGGCUUUUGUCUCACAGUUGUGAGUGCUUGGGUCAAAUCUUACUGUCAAGUGAUCAGUACUCAACACUCGGCCCGUAGCUGGAGG
Durusdinium trenchii is the source of this 969-nucleotide messenger RNA. NCBI's taxonomy places the organism in Eukaryota, Dinophyceae, Suessiales, Symbiodiniaceae. The record is from the annotation of a GenBank genome assembly.